AUGAUACCAAUAACAACCAGAAAACCAACGUUAGGUGACAUCUUAAACAAUGAAACUUCAUACCCUUAUUCGCUGGAUGACUUUGCUACCUUCCUCGAUCAAACUUACUGUCUAGAGAAUUUAGAAUUCUAUUUGGCUCUACGAAGAUAUACUUAUUACGCUUGUAAUUUUUACAAUUACUCUUCUUCACCCAUGUCAAAUAUCGUUGAAUCUGAUUCCUUUUUUGAGUCAACUUCCCUAUUGAGCGUCGUUGACCCUGCCUUAACUUAUUACGAUGACGAUGCAUCGCUACGCGGUGAUGCUCCCGCUCAUCUCGACUUUCUCAAACAAAAAUUACAUGAAUUAAUAACCACUUUCAUCAUACCAAACUCUCCCAAAGAGGUAAAUAUUCCCGCCGAAACAAGAGAUUACUUAUUAACAAACGUAUUUCAAUAUAAUAAUUAUCAUCCAUCAAUAUUCGAUCAAGUAAAAGAUCAAAUUUUCGAAUUAAUGGAAUCAUCUAGUUUCACUCAAUUCUUGAUUGAAGCUGGAAACGUUGAAUUAAGAAUGUCAAGUGAAAGUGAAAGUUGUCAAGAAGAUUCUGAUCAUUCCUCUUCAGUGUUGGGAGGUAAAUCCACCUCAACAAACAACAAUAACAAAUCAAAAAGUAACAAACAUAUGAGAAGAUUUAAAGAGUUGGGCACUUACGGCUUUGGACAUUGUUUAAAUGUUUAG
Funneliformis mosseae is the source of this 714-nucleotide messenger RNA. The record is from the annotation of a GenBank genome assembly. NCBI's taxonomy places the organism in Eukaryota, Fungi, Glomeromycota, Glomeromycetes, Glomerales, Glomeraceae.